This is a messenger RNA of Vicia faba (fava bean), 282 nucleotides long. NCBI's taxonomy places the organism in Eukaryota, Viridiplantae, Streptophyta, Magnoliopsida, Fabales, Fabaceae. The record is from the annotation of a GenBank genome assembly.
AUGGAUUCCGUUGAUGAUUUAAACGGUAGUAAUACCCUUGAUGAAAUGAUGGAAGAUGGGGCUACUUAUUCUCAGGCUGAACCACAAAAACCAGUAUGGUGUGAGAGAAAACAAGCUGUGGUACAAGAAGAAGUAAGGAGAAUGAAUCAAUUACCUACAAACAGCACCUAUGUUGCUCAUCGGCUGAAGGUUCUUAAUAAAGUUCUGCAACUUAUGUCAGUUCAGAGAACUCUAUCUCAAGAGAAAGAGUUGGAGUUGCUUUUUGCUGGUCUGUCUUUGUAA